UGAACAAGUAAUAGUCUACAAAUUGUGACGCAAAAAAAGCAAUGUGAGAAUGAAAUUGAGUGUAUAGAAUGAUUUGAUGAAAUGAUCAUCUCAGAACAAACAUCAUUUGAAACGCCAAUUUGAUAUUUUAAAUCAAUAAAAUGUCACCGAAAGAAUCAAAGGAUGAAAGUCCAUUUGCGAAAGCCUCGUUCUUCAGCCGCUUGCUGUUCAUCUGGUAUGAUUCAAUGGCGUAUAAAGGUUACCGAAAGGCGCUUACACAAUCGGAUAUGUGGCCUAUGAUAGAAGAUCAUCAAACUGCUUCGAUUGUUAAAAAGACUGAUCCCUAUUUUGAGCCAGUCUUGAGUUCAUCUAAUGAACCAGCUAAAACUAAACCAGUACUUAAAGUGAAUACCUUCAAAGUGUUGAUCAAAGUAUAUUGGCCAAUACUAUUGUUCGGAUCGGUGUGUAAAUUGAUUUCUAGUUCCCUUGUGUUUGCGAAUCCCCAGUUAUUGGAUGCUCUCUUAACAUUCAUUGUUUCGGAUGAACCAAUAUGGAAAGGUUAUGUUAUUGCUUCCCUUAUGUUUGCGACUUCGCUCUUUCAAUCCCUCUUGGAUUCUCAAUGUGAAUUUUGGACGCAAGUAGCCUCAAUGAAAAUGAAAUCAGCUUUGACCGCAACAAUCUACAGAAAAAGCCUCCGAUUGUCAAGUUUAGGUAGACGUAACAAUACAACUGGUGAGGUGGUUAAUCUGAUGGCCGUUGAUAUCCAGCGUAUUAUUGCUUAUAUCAAUAUUGCUUCCCUCAUGUUGUCUUCACCAAUUCAAUUAGUGAUCACGAUAUACUUGUUAUGGCGACAAUUGGGUGUUUCGUCCUUUGCAGGUUUAGGUGCUAUGCUUAUCUUUAUACCUUUCAAUGGAUUCUUUACAACUCGCUUUAAGAAAUGCCAAUCUCAGAUUAUGAAGGAAAAGGACGCUCGAAGUAAAAUGAUUUCCGAAAUUUUGAAUGGUAUGAAAGUUUUAAAACUGUAUGCAUGGGAAGGUGCUUUUGGUGAAAUUGUUGCAUCAAUUAGAAGAAAAGAAAUCAAGAUUCUGAGAUUCCAAUCCAUUUGGCUAGCACUUAUUUUCUUUGCACUUGGUUGUGGACCUUUUCUGAUUGCAGUUGUUAGCUUUGCAACUUAUGUUCUAAUCGACAAAAAUCACAUUCUUAAUGCCAACAAAACCUUUGUUUCAAUAUCGUUGAUCAAUAUCCUCAAUGGACCAUUAGCUAUGCUUCCAAUAGUUAUUGCUUUUGGGGCUAACUUUUUAAUCGCAAUCAGAAGGAUAAAUAACUACCUCGAAGGAGACGAACUCGAUGCUAAUGCUGUUCUACAUAAACCUGAUCCAAUCAGUGCAAUAAACAUCACUGAGGCUACUUUUUCUUGGUCUCCUGAAGAAGAGCCAGUUCUUAAAGACAUUGACAUGAAGUUCGAAAGAAAUAAGUUGGUUGCAAUUGUAGGGACUGUCGGUAGUGGCAAAUCAUCUUUGAUAUCAGCUAUUUUAGGUGAUUUGUACAAAAGCAAAGGAUUCAUCAAUGUGGACGGGAAGGUUGCUUAUGUACCACAAUCGGCUUGGAUAAUGAACUCAACAGUUCGCAGAAACAUUCUGCUUGAGAAUCCUUUUGUUAGAGAUAAAUAUAAUCCAGUUAUUGACGCUUGUGCCUUGGAUCCUGAUUUUAAACUACUAUCAGGUGGUGAUGCCACCGAAAUUGGUGAAAGAGGAAUAAACAUUUCUGGAGGACAGAAGCAGCGUAUUUCAAUCGCACGAGCAGUUUACUCUGACUCUGACAUUUUUUUGUUAGAUGAUCCAUUGUCUGCCGUCGAUGCACAUGUCGCAAAACAUUUAUUUGACAAUGUCAUUGGACCUGAAGGUUUGCUCAAAAACAAAACUCGACUUCUAGUGACACAUAGGAUAACCUUUUUAACCCAAGUUGACCAAAUCAUUGUAAUGAAAGAUGGCAGAAUCUAUGAAAGUGGAACUUAUUCUGAUCUAAUGGCUAAAAAGGGUGAAUUCGCUGAUUUUAUCGCCCAAUAUUCGAACGAAGAAAACAAUGAAGAAGAAAAAAUAGACCAAAUUUCUUCCAAAGAGUUAAACAUUGCAAGACAAGUCUCAGUGACGAGAUCAGAUUCAAUGCAUUCACAAAGUGAUACAACGUCGGUAGCUUUUACUAGAACAAUAUCAACUAACGGACUUGAACGAUCAGAUACGCAGACCACCUUUAAACUAACCGAGAGCGAAUCUGUCGAGACUGGAUCAGUAAAGUUAAAAGUAUACUUAAAGUACUUCAAAGCUAUCGGAGUGAUGUCGUGUUUAGUCACAAUUUUACUCUUCAUGGCCACAAGUGGAUUCAACUUAGGAACCAGUCUUUGGUUAACUUCAUGGUCUGACGAUUCUUUGGAUCCUAAUAAAAUGAAUGAUACUGCACUUCGUAAUAAAAGGCUUUCAGUUUAUGCAGGCUUGGGAUUUUCAGGAGCAUUUUGUACUCUAAUCAACACCAUAAUCAUGAAUUUUGCUACCAUUGCCGGUGCUCGUUGGAUCUAUGAAAAAAUGUUAUCUCGUUUAAUCCAAGCCCCAAUGUCAUGGUUUGAUACAACACCAUUAGGAAGGAUUAUUAAUCGUUUCACUAAAGAUAUCGACACAGCGGAUACACUGAUUUAUUAUAAUCUUAAUGUCCUUAUGAACCAAUUUUUCCGAGCAAUUCUAUCAAUCGUAAUCAUUUGUUUGGAAACUCCAUUUUUAAUCAUUUUUAUAUUCGUUCUUGGUUUCAUCUACAUAAUUGUGCAGAAAUUUUACAUCGCCAGUUCUCGACAAUUAAGACGUAUUGAAGCAGUUACAGGAUCUCCGAUUUUCUCUCAUUUUUCAGAGACAAUUUCUGGAUCAACUUCCAUACGAGCUUAUGGAGUGGAACAGAAUUUCAUCAAUGAAAUGAACAAAAGAGUUGACACUAAUAAUGGCGCUUAUUUCCCCAACCUUGCAGCGAAUCGAUGGUUAGCCAUUAGACUUGAACUGCUAGGCAAUAUUAUUGUCACUUUAACAGCAAUUUUUGCUGUGGUCAAUCGAGGUAAAUCAAGUCCUGGAGCAACUGGUCUUUCAAUAAGUUAUGCUUUACAAAUUACAACCAUUCUUAAUAUGCUUAUCCGAGCCGUUUCUGAUAUUGAAACCAACAUUGUAUCGAUUGAGCGUUGUUUGGAGUAUACAAAAAUGCCGAUCGAAGCACCUUGGGUUAUACCAGAGCACAGACCAUACGAGUCAUGGCCUGAAAAAGGACAAAUUGUAUUUAGAAACUAUUCGGCUCGAUAUCGUCCUGGUCUUGAUUUGGUGUUGAAAGAUAUUGUUUGUGUCAUAAAAUCUAAUGAAAAGGUUGGAAUAGUUGGUCGAACUGGUGCUGGGAAGUCAUCAUUAACAUUGGCUUUGUUUCGUUUGAUUGAACCAACUGUUGGAACUAUUAUAAUCGAUGGAGAAAAUAUAACUAAAAUGGGGCUUCAUGAUCUUCGAUCUCGACUUACUGUGAUACCUCAGGAUCCAGUGCUUUUCUCGGGUUCUUUCAGGCGUAACUUUGAUCCUUUCGAUAUUUACACUGAUGCUGAGAUUUGGAAGGCGCUGGAUCAGGCUCAUUUGAAGGUUUUUGUCAGCAAAUUGGAUAAAGGUUUAGAUCAUGAAAUUACUGAAGGUGGGGAAAACUUGAGCAUAGGUCAAAGACAAUUGGUCUGUUUAACCCGAGCUCUUCUUCGUAAAACCAAGAUUCUUGUACUUGAUGAGGCUACAGCUGCAGUUGAUGUUGAAACGGAUGAAUUGAUACAGCAAACAAUUCGUAAGGAGUUUGCCGAUUGUACUAUUGUAACCAUUGCUCAUCGAUUUAACACAAUUUUAGAUUAUGAUAAGAUCAUUGUUAUGGACAAAGGGCAGAUAAUUGAAUACGAUUCCCCGCAAAGUUUACUCCAUAAUGAUCGCUCUGUUUUUUAUUCAAUGGCAAAAGAUUCUAAGCUUAUAUGAUUUAUCUGUUUCAUUUAAAGAGGUACAAUAAAUUAUCGAACAUAAUUCAAUCACAAUUUAACUUUGCGAAUUGAGUUAAACACUUAACAAAUUAUUUAUUGAAAAUAAAUAAAAUUUGGACAACAGAAUGACAAA
Tetranychus urticae (two-spotted spider mite) is the source of this 4139-nucleotide messenger RNA. The record is from RefSeq and is a predicted model, not a curated record. Lineage: Eukaryota; Metazoa; Arthropoda; Arachnida; Trombidiformes; Tetranychidae.